CGUCUCCGGGGCGGGAGUCAGCUGAGCAGCCUGGGCGAGGUUGGAAACACCUGGGCUAGGCUGUAGGGAGCCCAUGAGCUCUUGGGGGCGGGAGUGGGUGCAAGACUGCACCCGACUCACUGAGGAGGACUCCUUGGGCUCCUUGGGCUUCUCGCUCUAUAAGGCGGGAGCGAGAUCCUCAGGAUUAUAAAGAGGAGGAGUCGGCGGCGGAUUGCCGGGACCUGUCAGAUCUCUGUCUAGGCUGGGGAGUCGCAGGUUCCAGUGGGGACAACAGGGAUCCUUGGGGGAAACCCUGUUGUAAUCUCUGGGCUUGGGACGAAGAGUCCGUAAGCCAGGCACCAUGGCGUCCAUCCUGGAUGAAUAUGAGGACUCCUUGUCUCGCUCGGCCGUCUUGCAGCCCGGCUGCCCCAGCGUGGGCAUCCCCCAUUCGGGGUAUGUGAAUGCCCAGCUAGAAAAGGAAGCACCCAUUUUCACAAAGCAGCGCAUUGACUUUACCCCCUCCGAGCGUAUCACCAGCCUUGUCGUCUCCUGCAAUCAGCUCUGCAUGAGCCUGGGCAAGGAUACACUGCUCCGCAUUGACUUGGGCAAAGCAAAUGAACCCAAUCACGUGGAGCUGGGGCGCAAGGACGAUGCCAAAGUUCACAAGAUGUUCCUGGACCAUACAGGCUCUCACCUGCUAAUUGCUCUGAGCAGCACUGAGGUCCUCUAUGUGAACCGUAAUGGACAGAAGGUACGGCCUCUGGCACGCUGGAAGGGGCAGCUGGUGGAGAGCGUGGGCUGGAACAAGGCACUGGGCUCUGAGAGCAGCACAGGCCCUAUCCUCGUGGGCACUGCCCAAGGCCAGAUCUUUGAAGCAGAGCUCUCAGCCAGCGAGGGUGGGCUUUUCGGCCCUGCCCCAGAUCUCUACUUCCGCCCCUUGUAUGUUCUAAAUGAAGAAGGGGGUCCAGCACCCGUGUGUUCCCUUGAAGCAGAGCGGGGCCCUGAUGGGCGAAUCUUUGUUAUUGCCACCACUCGGCAGCGCCUUUUCCAGUUCAUAGGCCGAACAGCAGAGGGAGCUGAGACACAGGGCUUCUUGGGGCUUUUUGCUGCCUACACUGACCACCCACCCCCAUUCCGCGAGUUCCCCAGCAGUCUGGGCUACAGUGAGUUGGCCUUUUAUACUCCUAAAUUGCGUUCUGCGCCGAGGGCCUUCGCCUGGAUGAUGGGGGACGGCGUGUUGUACGGAGCACUGGACAACGGGCGUCCCGACUCCCUGCUGAGUGAGGAACGAGUCUGGGAGUACCCAGACGGGGUAGGUCCUGGGGCCAGCCCACCCCUGGCCAUUGUCCUGACCCAGUUCCACUUCCUGCUGCUGCUGGCGGACCGGGUGGAGGCGGUGUGCACGCUGACGGGGCAGGUGGUGCUCAGGGAUCACUUCCUGGAGAAGUUCGGGCCGCUGAAGCACAUGGUGAAGGACUCCUCCACGGGCCACCUGUGGGCCUACACCGAGCGGGCUGUCUUCCGCUACCACGUGCAGCGGGAGGCGCGGGAUGUCUGGCGCACCUACCUGGACAUGAACCGCUUUGACCUGGCCAAAGAGUAUUGCCGAGAGCGACCCGACUGCCUGGACACCGUCCUGGCUCGGGAGGCCGAUUUCUGCUUUCAUCAGCGUCGUUACCUGGAGAGUGCCCGCUGCUAUGCCCUGACCCAGAGCUACUUUGAGGAAAUUGCCCUCAAGUUCUUGGAGGCGCGACAGGAAGAGGCUCUUGUUGAGUUCUUGCAACGAAAACUGGCCAGUUUGAAGCCAGCUGAGCGUACCCAGGCCACGCUGCUGACCACCUGGCUCACAGAGCUCUACCUGAGCCGGCUCGGGGCCCUGCAGGGUGACCCAGACGCCCUAAACCUCUACCGGGAAACACGGGAGCACUUCCGCGCCUUCCUCAGCAGCCCCCGCCACAGGGAGUGGCUCUUCGCCAGCAGGUCCUCCAUCCACGAGCUGCUCGCCAGCCAUGGGGACACGGAACACAUGGUGUACUUUGCUGUGAUCAUGCAGGACUAUGAGCGGGUGGUGGCAUACCACUGCCAGCAUGAGGCCUACGAGGAGGCCCUGGCCGUGCUUGCCCGCCACCGGGACCCCCAGCUCUUCUACAAGUUCUCGCCCACCCUCAUCCGUCACAUUCCUCGCCAGCUGGUGGAUGCCUGGAUUGAGAUGGGGAGCCGGCUCGAUGCCCGGAAGCUCAUCCCUGCCCUGGUGAGCUAUAGCCAGGGCGGCGAGGCCCAGCAGGUGAGCCAGGCCAUCCGCUACAUGGAGUUCUGCGUGAACGUGCUGGGUGAGACUGAGCAGGCCAUUCACAAUUACCUGCUGUCACUGUAUGCCCGAGGCCAGCCAGCCUCGCUGCUGGCCUACCUUGAGCAGGCUGGGACCAGCCCGCACCGUGUGCACUACGAUCUCAAGUACGCGCUGCGGCUCUGCGCUGAGCACGGCCACCACUGUGCUUGUGUCCACGUCUACAAGGUCCUGGAGCUGUAUGAGGAGGCUGUGGACCUGGCCCUGCAGGUGGAUGUGGACCUGGCCAAGCAGUGUGCUGAUUUGCCCGAGGAAGAUGAGGAACUUCGAAAGAAGCUGUGGCUGAAGAUUGCGCGGCACGUGGUGCAGGAGGAGGAGGACGUGCAGACAGCUAUGGCCUGCCUGGCCAGCUGCCCCCUGCUCAAGAUUGAGGACGUGCUGCCCUUCUUUCCUGACUUUGUCACCAUCGACCACUUUAAGGAGGCGAUCUGCAGCUCGCUGAAAGCCUACAACCACCACAUCCAGGAGCUCCAGCGGGAGAUGGAAGAGGCUACCGCCAGUGCCCAGCGCAUCCGGCGAGACCUGCAGGAGCUGCGGGGUCGCUACGGCACCGUGGAGCCCCAGGACAAAUGUGCCACCUGCGACUUCCCCCUUCUCAACCGCCCUUUUUACCUCUUCCUCUGUGGCCACAUGUUCCAUGCUGACUGCUUGCUGCAGGCUGUGCGGCCUGGCCUACCGGCCUACAAGCAGGCCCGGCUGGAGGAGCUGCAGCGCAAGCUGGGGGCUGCUCCACCCCUGACCAAGGGCUCUGCCCGGGCGAAGGAGGCCGAGGGUGGGGCUGCUGCUAUGGGCCCCAGCCGGGAACAGCUCAAGGCUGACCUAGAUGAGCUGGUGGCGGCUGAGUGUGUGUACUGUGGGGAGCUGAUGAUUCGCUCUAUCGACCGGCCCUUCAUCGACCCCCAGCACUACGAGGAGGAGCAUCUCAGUUGGCUGUAGGAGGGGGCUGCCCUGAUGGGGUCAAGGGCAGCUGCCAGCCCAGUCUUGGGAAGGCCGCUUGGCAGCGUGUACUUAGUCAUCUGGAGACCGCUGGACUGGGCUGCGGCUGUGGGGGGCCUGGAGGGCCAGCCCUCUCCUGCGGGGCUAGGCUCUGAGUGCACCUACCCACUGCUCUUGAGCCCUGCUUCAGAGCUGCCUUAGAGCCCUGCUGUUACUCCAGGCCGUGGGCCUGCCCCCCAACAGAGGGCGUAGGCUGGAGAGGUCACAGUUCUGUCACCUUCCAUCCCCUCAGCAUCUAGCAGUUUGCUGUUUUCCUUUUUGCUCUCUGCACACAUCUUGUUCGCCUCGAGCGAGAGCACCAUUCUUCCUUUUCACUCCGUGCCUCUUCUCCCUCAGAGGAAGCCCACUCUUCUCUCUGCUUCCAGGUCUCAGAAGUGAAAAGAGCCCCUCCAAAUCCUGGGCAUGGGGCCUGGGAAAGGCGGUGCCUAUGGGUGUGCUCUUGUGCACACUGGGGUUCCUCGGUGAGGGGUGCCCUGGCAGAGGGCCCCAUGGAAACAGUGGGAGCUGGUAGUGGGUUGGAGAGGAUUAAACUGUCUGCAUUUGA
This is a messenger RNA of Phyllostomus hastatus (greater spear-nosed bat), 3866 nucleotides long. RefSeq names its product VPS18 core subunit of CORVET and HOPS complexes (gene VPS18). Bases 341 to 3262 code for a protein of 973 amino acids. Gene Ontology annotation, biological process: endosome organization; endosome to lysosome transport; lysosome organization. Gene Ontology annotation, molecular function: protein-macromolecule adaptor activity. The transcript is spliced from 5 exons. The record is from RefSeq and is a predicted model, not a curated record. NCBI's taxonomy places the organism in Eukaryota, Metazoa, Chordata, Mammalia, Chiroptera, Phyllostomidae. Gene Ontology annotation, cellular component: endosome; HOPS complex.